AUGUUGUACAUUUUGCAGUGUCCCGCUACCGCAAUGUACAUACCAAAUUUUAUAACCUCUGAAGAAGAACAACGUAUACUUUCACAUGUCGAAAGAACACCCAAACCUAGGUGGACCCAAUUGCUUAACCGUCGCCUGAUUAAUUAUGGCGGUGUUCCCCAUCCCAAUGGAAUGCUGGCAGAGGAGAUUCCACAGUGGCUACAAAUGUAUGUAGACAAAAUUAACAACUUAGGAUUAUUUGAAACACAAAAGGCUAAUCACGUGCUUGUAAAUGAAUACCGUGCUGGUCAAGGAAUAAUGCCACACACUGAUGGUCCGUUAUUUCAUCCAUUGAUAAUGACGAUUUCCUGUGGUUCGCAUACUAUUCUUCAGUUUAGCAAACGUGAGACACACGACUCCUCUCCUGAAGGUACAGUCGAGGAGAACUCCAGUGGAAAGCGAGAGGUCCUUUUUAAGUUAAUACUGGAACCAAGAAGCCUUCUUAUACUGAAAGAUGAUUUGUACAGUGACUACUUACAUUCAAUUGACGAAGUUGAAAGUGAUGUGUUAUGCGAUCGCAUUUGCAACUAUGAAAACUGUGAGACUACCUAUAAAAUGGGUGAUUGUCUAACGAGAGGAACACGCAUAUCCUUGACCAUUCGCAAUGUACCCAAGACUACAAAAAUGAAAUUAAAAUUCUUCUAGAUUAC
This is a messenger RNA of Musca vetustissima, 689 nucleotides long. RefSeq names its product alpha-ketoglutarate-dependent dioxygenase alkB homolog 6. NCBI's taxonomy places the organism in Eukaryota, Metazoa, Arthropoda, Insecta, Diptera, Muscidae. The transcript has a single exon. The record is from RefSeq and is a predicted model, not a curated record. Bases 1 to 684 code for a protein of 227 amino acids.